Messenger RNA from Rattus rattus (black rat), 2649 nucleotides. RefSeq names its product striatin interacting protein 2 (gene Strip2). The transcript has 21 exons. NCBI's taxonomy places the organism in Eukaryota, Metazoa, Chordata, Mammalia, Rodentia, Muridae. Gene Ontology annotation, cellular component: cytosol. Gene Ontology annotation, biological process: cytoskeleton organization. The record is from RefSeq and is a predicted model, not a curated record. Bases 61 to 2595 code for a protein of 844 amino acids.
AGAUCUUGGAGCUGCGGUAGGCAGCCACUGAGGCGAACCGCUAAAGGGAACCUUCCUAGUAUGGACGACCCCGCGGCGCCCGGGCCCUCCGGCUCUCCGGCUAAUGACAACGGCAAUGGCAAUGGCAACGGCAACGGCAACGGCAACGGCGGCAAAGGGAAGCCGGCUGUACCCAAGGGCCGGGAAGCGUUCCGCAACCAGCGGCGGGAGUCGGAGGGCUCUGUGGACUGCCCUACUCUAGAGUUUGAAUAUGGAGAUGCAGAUGGACAUGCAGCUGAAUUGUCAGAAUUAUAUAGCUACACAGAGAGCCUGGAAUUUACCACUAACAGGAAGUGCUUUGAAGAAGAUUUCAAGACUCAAGUGCAGGACACUAAGGAAUGGCUGGAGUUGGAAGAAGAUGCCCAAAAGACCUACGUGAUGGGACUUCUAGACCGACUGGAGGUGGUCAGCAGGGAACAACGGCUUAAGGUGGCCCGGGCUGUUCUCUAUCUAGCCCAAGGCACUUUUGGGGAAUGCGAUUCCGAGGUUGAUGUGCUACACUGGUCCAGAUACAAUUGCUUCCUGCUCUAUCAGAUGGGGACUUUCUCAGCCUUCCUGGAGCUACUCCACAUGGAAAUCGACAACAGCCAGGCCUCUAGUAGUGCCCUUCGGAAACCAGCCGUCUCCAUUGCUGACAGCACUGAGCUCAGGGUACUGCUGAGUGUCAUGUACCUAAUGGUGGAAAAUAUCCGCUUGGAGCGAGAAAUAGACCCCUGUGGGUGGAGGACAGCCCGAGAGACCUUCCGAACCGAACUGAGUUUCUCCACACAUAAUGAAGAGCCUUUUGCACUCCUGCUGUUUUCCAUGGUUACCAAAUUCUGCAGUGGCCUGGCCCCCCACUUUCCAAUAAAGAAGGUUCUGCUUCUCCUCUGGAAGGUGGUCAUGUUUACCCUUGGUGGAUUUGAGCACCUGCAGGCUCUCAAAAUACAGAAGCGUGCAGAGUUGGGCCUGCCUCCACUAGCUGAGGACAGUAUCCAGGUCGUAAAGAGCAUGCGUGCUGCCUCUCCACCUUCUUACACUCUUGAUCUGGGCGAGUCUCAGCUGGCCCCGCCACCCUCCAAACUGCGGGGCCGCCGUGGCUCUCGAAGGCAACUCCUUACCAAGCAGGACAGCCUGGACAUCUACAAUGAAAGGGACCUCUUCAAGACUGAGGAGCCGGCCACAGAGGAGGAGGAGGAACCUGCAAGUGAUGGGGAACGAACCUUGGAUGGAGAGUUAGACCUUCUAGAACAGGAUCCUCUGGUACCACCUCCACCCUCACAGACACCUCUCUCUGCUGACCGGGUGGCCUUUCCCAAGGGCCUGCCCUGGGCCCCAAAGGUUAGACAGAAGGACAUUGAACACUUCUUGGAGAUGAGCAGAAACAAGUUCAUUGGAUUCACUCUGGGGCAGGACACAGAUACCUUGGUUGGAUUACCUCGACCCAUCCACGAGAGUGUGAAGACUCUAAAGCAGCACAAGUACAUCUCCAUUGCAGAUGUACAGAUAAAGAAUGAAGAGGAGCUGGAGAAAUGCCCCAUGUCCUUGGGAGAAGAGGUGAUACCAGAAACACCAAGUGAAAUCCUCUACCAGGGCAUGCUGUACAGCCUCCCCCAGUACAUGAUUGCUCUGCUUAAGAUUCUGCUGGCUGCAGCCCCCACCUCCAAGGCUAAGACAGACUCUAUCAAUAUCCUGGCAGAUGUCCUGCCUGAAGAGAUGCCUGUGACUGUUCUCCAGAGCAUGAAGCUAGGCAUUGAUGUGAACAGACACAAGGAGAUCAUUGUGAAGAGUAUCUCUGCCCUGCUCCUUCUACUUCUCAAACACUUCAAACUCAACCAUAUCUACCAGUUUGAAUAUGUGGCACAGCAUUUAGUGUUUGCCAACUGCAUCCCCUUGAUCCUGAAGUUCUUCAAUCAAAACAUCCUGUCCUAUAUCACUGCCAAAAACAGCAUUUCAGUGCUGGAUUACCCAUGCUGUACCAUCCAGGAUUUGCCAGAGCUUACUACUGAGAGUCUGGAAGCCGGAGACAACAGCCAGUUCUGCUGGAGGAACCUCUUUUCCUGCAUCAACCUCCUGAGGCUGCUCAAUAAGCUGACCAAGUGGAAACACUCCAGGACCAUGAUGUUGGUGGUGUUUAAGUCAGCUCCAAUCUUAAAGCGAGCUCUCAAAGUCAAACAGGCCAUGCUACAACUUUAUGUCCUGAAGCUACUAAAGAUACAGACCAAGUACCUUGGGCGCCAAUGGAGAAAAAGCAAUAUGAAGACCAUGUCAGCCAUUUACCAGAAAGUGCGCCACCGUAUGAAUGAUGACUGGGCUUAUGGGAAUGACAUCGAUGCCAGACCAUGGGACUUCCAAGCUGAAGAAUGUACCCUGAGGGCCAACAUCGAGGCCUUUAACAGCCGACGAUAUGAUAAACCGCAGGACUCAGAAUUUUCACCUGUGGAUAACUGCCUGCAGAGUGUGCUGGGGCAGAGGUUGGAUCUGCCUGAAGAUUUCCAUUACUCCUAUGAGCUCUGGCUGGAGAGAGAGGUGUUUUCACAGCCCAUCUGUUGGGAGGAGCUGCUCCAGAAUCACUGAUGGAGGUUGGAUCCAGGAACCCAUUCAGCCUUCUCCGUGAACCCCAGGAGGGUG